Molecule: messenger RNA, 2127 nt
Organism: Aspergillus calidoustus
Lineage: Eukaryota; Fungi; Ascomycota; Eurotiomycetes; Eurotiales; Aspergillaceae
Source: the annotation of a GenBank genome assembly
AUGUCGCUCUCAACACCAUCAGACAUUGGACCCGCCACUGCCUCGGGGUUGUCAACUCAACCACGCCGUGAACCCUCCACACCGACAAGUUACGGGUCGCCUGCGGACAAUCGGCGAAAGCUUUCCAAGGUCAGCCGCGCCUGCGACCCGUGCAAGUCCAAGAAAAUUCGCUGUUCGGGGACAUUGCCGUGCAACACCUGCUCCCGACGAAGGCUUUCCUGCACAUAUGCAACUCGAUACUCCCGCGGCCGACCACCCACCCCACCAGCUCUGAACAGCGAGAUACCGGGAAAUCCAGCAGAUUCGACAUCUCCCGGCCAAGGGCGGAUAGGGACACGCCCGCCCGAGGAGAACAGAGAAGAGGAGGAGGGUCGCGCAACUUCGGAGCUGGUAAUCGAGGGUCAGUACUUUGAUCUGACGUCUGGCCUCACUUUUCUGCACAGGGCAUGGAGCAAACUUUCCGCGCAGAGAGGCCAACUGAUGUCACACGGCUCAAAUGAAGGCGCGAGGGAUCAGCCGCUGGCGUCCGCGGGCGACCGACCGUUCUAUCUUGACCGUCCCGGAGUCGAAGCGCUUCCGGACGAUGCGACUGCCCGAGGAUUACUGUCGCUUUACUUUGGCAGUUGCGUGGUUACAUAUCGCAUGCUUCAUCGGCAGCGAGUCGAAGGAUGGCUUCAUCUUGUGCUCGAAGAUAGGGCGCACGGCCAUCCUCUGGCUACAUCGCUCGGAAACGCUGGCACGUCAAUCAUUCUAACCAUCCUAGCCAUUGCAACGUUUCGCAAGUACAAGCUUCAGAGUACUCUUUCCAACGAUCUUCAACUAGCAGGUCUGCAUGACAGCGAUCCACUUUUCCACGCUGCCACAGGCCUCACCGAGUCUGAAACAGGGUACCCGAGAGUCGAGUCUGUGCAGGCUCGGUUGAUCCAGGUUCUCUAUUUGCUGCAGACUGGACGCAUGAGCAAGGCCUGGUAUACAUUUGGCAACGCGUGUCAGAUCAUCUCCUCGUUGGGUCUCCACCGCAAGCAGUUCCGACAGCAAAAUGCAUUCGGAGAACAGUCCGACUAUAUUACCCAGCAAUGUGCGAAACGUGUAUUUUGGACUGCUUACACAAUUGACAAGUAUCUGAGUGUGGUAUUCGGUCGACCGAGGCUCCUCCAUGACGUCGAAAUUGACCAGGAGUUUCCUGAUACGGUCAACGAUGAGGACAUGGGGCCGGACGGUCCGCUGUUGUCUGACGGGAGCGACGAGUGUCAUAUUACGUCUCUAAUCUGCCAUGCCAAGAUUGCUCGGAUAAUCGGACGGAUAUCUCACGAAGUGUACCAUCUGGGAGAUGGACGACAGGCCGAUCGCGCAGCCGCCGCUGACGCGCUGAUCCAUGAGCUAAAGGCAUGGCAUGCAGCCCUGCCUCCACAUCUUGGGAUGGUUAAACUGUCGACCUUGGUUGCGAGCUACCGACGAGAGGCGACGGCCAUCACCCUUGCAUAUUGCCAUGCACUCAUCCAUGCCACCCGCCCAUUCUUGCUUGGCGACGUGAACAGUCUUAGCGAUGACCCAGCAAUGCAGACUAGAAUCAACGAGUGCCUUUCUGCAGCGCGAAAAGCACUCGAGAUAAUUGAACGAAUCGUCGGCGACCGCGAGCUGUCCCAUUCGUUCUGGUGGACACAGUAUGUCUUGUUCUGCGCCCUCGCCGUAAUCUAUGUAUGGGAAAUCCAGCAUAAGGCCCUCCGGGACCCCAUGCCGAAUUUCGACUCCCACGAGACCUUGUUUGCGCUGGCGGAAAAGUGUCGCUUUCAUCUCCAGGGCGCUGGUUCUGCUGCGCCUCCCAAUCACCGAUAUGGACUGAUACUUGAUGAACUGCGAUUAGAAGCUCAGCGACAAACGGUGCUGAAUGGCAACUCUCGCGCAAUGUCUGGAACGGGACAGAGCGCAGAGCCUGGCAUUGAUGAUACACUUAGUUUAUGGGCUGAUCAUCCCAUGGCGGAUCAAACCGCCGAGCUGGACAUGUCCACCAAUUCUAUCUUUUUCUCGGGCGCCAGCAUGCUCCAGACUUGGCAGUCGACGGACUGGUUGGACCUAGAUUCCUCGGCGUUCGAUCCUGUAUUGAGCAUAUUGGAUAUUCCCCCUUAG